AGCAGUCGAUAUUCUUACGCGAACUGAUUAGCCACGAAGUUUUCUCGCGCAAGUAUAUUCAAACCGACUGUUAAAACACAUUUAAACGUGAGAAUAUAAUUAAAAAAAACAUCUUUUUAAAGAAAAAAAAUAAAACAAUAAUAAUAAUAGUAAUAAAAGAAAAAAGAAAACAAGAAAUAAAAUAAAAACACGAAAUAAAGAAAAGAGAAAUAUAAAUCGAAGAAAAGGAAAUAUAAAUCGAAGGAAAAAAGAAAUAGGUUGAUUAGCUUGAAACAUUGAUACGAUAACAAUAUUCUGAGGAGAAGUUUGCCAUAGACUAUUUCAAUAGUCGGUGAUUUAUGUCGAGAGGUUGUGACAGCAUACCUUUAACAAUCGCUGUUGUUAGUGAAGAGGUUGCAAAAGUGGCGAUAAACCAGCAUCGAUCGCGCUGACUCGUCGCAUUCUCAGCCGGGUUUUCCUGCAAGAGGUCGGGCUACGGUAAAAGACGAGGAUAGAGAACGGUAAAGGAGUAAGAAGGAGAGAGUCUGAGAGAAGAUAACCAGACAGAGUGAGGCAGAGAGAGAGAGAAAGAGAGUGUGCGCACCUACCCGUAGGAAGGAAAGUAGGGAAAACUUGGGGUGGGAGAUAGAGGGUAAUAGCGAGCAAAAGACGGGAACCAGUGGUGUACGAUUGUUGGUGGACGAUAUUAGACAGCCAGGAUAGAAGAUAUUCGAGAUAAAUACGGUUAAAUUGCUCGCGAAAUGGCGUGGGGAUAUUGGAGCGCAACGUCAGUCAGCGAUCGGGGUCGGUCACCCCGUCGUGACAAGGAUAAACAACAGCAUCAGACAUUGCAUCAGCAGCAGCAACAACAACAAUAUCAUCAAACUGAAACGGGAGUUUCACAGGGGAUGUACGGUGUACAGCAAGUACAAGGUGAGCUUGCCGAUGUCAGCUCCUCCUCUGCCGUCUCUACAGGGCCUGGUGUUAGUACCGGUGCCGCAGUGGAGGAACCACCCUGCAGUAUAAUGAUACAGGGUGGUUCCUUCUAUUCUUAUUCGGCGGCUACGGCGGCAGCUGCGGCUGCGGCUGCUGUUGGGCGUAGAAUACCUUCCGCCGUCGAAGGAGGACCUUCUACUUCUUCCACGGGUAUACAAGUUUUACCAAGGGAUCGACCGAUUAAAUCGAGUACUAGCACUUAUCCACCAUCGCCGAGCAGUGAUUCAGCCGAAUACGAGCAACCGAUCGCCGGUUUACGAACCGAAUGUUCGCCUCAUAAUAGUCCUCACGACGAUAUAUUCGCACAGCCUGGCACCUCUUCGUCCAGGAUUAAACUUUUAUGUGACAAGGGUAUCGACGAUACAUCCGAGGUUGAUAUUGAUGAAGUAACCGCGACGGAGAUGAUGUACGCGACCGCUAAUCGAGUUAUAGGGACUAGUACGUGUCGUGUUCAUGGACCGUGUAAUCCACUGCCGGAUUCUGCACCACCUAUGCCGCCUCUGAUUGAUGAUACAACCGGAUCCUCGGAAUUUUGGUUCAACGACAUCACCUGGGUUUUUCCUAACGUGCCACCUGCGCCAGGAAUGCCCUGUCAGGGAGAAGACAGAAGCAUCUACAGACGCGGCGCACGUAGAUGGAGGAAGCUGUACCGAGUGAAUGGUCAUAUAUUUCAAGCGAAACGUUUCAAUCGGCGAGCGUUUUGCGCAUUCUGCCAAGAUCGGAUUUGGGGGCUAGGUCGGCAGGGGUUCAAGUGCAUUCAGUGCAAACUUCUGGUACACAAGAAAUGUCACAAGGUGGUGCGCAAACCAUGCUUGAGUGUACAACAACAACAGCAACAACAGAUGCCAAGCACAGAAUCGCAAACGAUCGACAGGAACGGCGAUCAACAACAGCUUGAUUCUGUUCAAUGCAGCCCCGUAGCUCAUCUCGAGGAUGAGAUCUCAGAAUCGGCAAUUAUCGAGGAGCAUUCACGCAAUCGAACCGGAAGUGAAGAAAGGGAGGAAUUGCCACUGGAUACAUUAAACGAUGCAGAUAAUUCAAAUGAUAUGCAGAGGCAAUACUCGUUAAAUGAUUUCGAACUGAUUAGGGUAAUCGGUCGUGGUUCCUACGCGAAAGUUUUGAUGGUAGAGUUAAAACGUACAAAAAGGAUUUAUGCAAUGAAAGUGAUUAAAAAAGCCUUAGUAACGGACGACGAGGACAUCGAUUGGGUUCAAACGGAGAAACACGUGUUCGAAACCGCCUCGAAUCAUCCUUUCCUUGUGGGACUUCAUUCAUGCUUUCAGACGCCUUCUCGUCUAUUUUUCGUAAUCGAGUUCGUACGCGGCGGAGAUUUGAUGUUCCAUAUGCAGAGACAACGCCGUCUUCCUGAAGAGCAUGCUCGAUUUUAUGCAGCCGAAAUCAGUCUUGCUUUAAACUUUUUACACGAGAAAGGUAUCAUAUAUAGAGAUUUAAAAUUGGAUAAUGUAUUGCUUGAUCAUGAAGGACACGUAAAAUUAACUGAUUACGGAAUGUGUAAAGAAGGCGUUAGAGAGGGUGACACAACCGCCACAUUUUGUGGCACUCCGAAUUAUAUUGCACCCGAAAUAUUGAGGGGUGAAGAUUAUAGUUUCUCUGUAGAUUGGUGGGCGCUUGGUGUACUUCUGUAUGAAAUGCUUGCAGGUCGUAGCCCGUUCGAUAUCGCGGGCGCAUCAGAAAAUCCAGAUCAAAAUACCGAAGAUUAUCUGUUUCAAGUUAUUUUACAGAAGACAAUUCGUAUACCAAGAUCAUUAUCGGUCAAAGCAGCAUCAGUUCUUAAAAGUUUCCUCUGCAAAGAUCCAAAUGAAAGAUUAGGCUGUGGCAAGAGACCAACUGCUUUUCUUGAUAUUGUUGCCCAUCCCUUCUUCAAAGCCAUAGAUUGGGAAAUGUUGGAGCAAAAACAAGUAACACCGCCAUACAAGCCAAGAUUAGAUUCUGAUCGUGAUUUAGCCAAUUUCCCACCAGAAUUUACAGAUGAACCAGUACAUUUAACACCAGAUGAUCCGAGAGUGAUCGACAAGAUCGAUCAAAGUGAAUUCGAGGGCUUCGAAUAUGUGAACCCGUUACUUAUGUCUUUGGAAGACUGCGUGUGACAAGAACCGCUUGUUAUUGUGCCACGUCACACUCAAAAUCACCAACAAUUACAUUCGUGUUAUAUGUAUGAAUUACAAGAUAAAUUUGCGAAACUCCGAAUCGAUCCCCUUUUAAAUAUCAGCUCAAGAAAUCGAGGUUAUCAUAACAAUGUUUUUUUAAUGACAUAUUCUGAAGAGAAUGAGAACGACAAUAAUUAUAACGAAUAUCGGUUAUCACCACCUUUUCCAUUUCGAUACGAAAAUCCGAUAUGCUCCAGUUCUCUAAGUAUUACAGACGUGACGUACGGCUUUAGCAAUAAUAAUGAGAUCAUUAGUAACUAUGAUGAACACAAUUAUGACGAUGAGAAAGAUGAAAGUCCGAAGAAAGGACUCUUAAAGCAAAUGUUUUGCCUUCCAUUAAAUUAAGCUAAAUAAGGCUUAUUUAAUAUUACGAGAUUGCCUCUAAUCAAUAGUUAAUAUAAAUUUUGUAGAUUGCAAGAGAUUUGUAACCUGCAAUGGUUAAAGUUUACAGAAUCCUUGUAUUAAGUAUUGGACGAAAAAGUAUUUAAUUUGCGCCACAUAUUAUACAUGAAUCGUGUUGAACUCUUCUUUCACAUGGUGCUGCAACUUAAACGUAUUAAUGGGUAUUAUUUCCAGCUAUUUUUAGAAGAGAAAUUAAUUAAAAUGGAAAAUGUACCUGACUGCUUCGAUUAAUCUCGUAGAUAAUAUGUCAUUCCGUUGCGCAGUCGUUCUAUUAAUAUUUACAAGCAUUGUAUGAUCUACUAUAUUGCUUGCAUGAAUGUAUUCACUAAAAACCAUAGCAACAAAAUAUUUCUAACGAACUUAUAUCUAUUUAAAAAAAAUAUUGUAUAUUAUAGAUUAAUUACGUUUGAAAGAAUACUAUACAUAUAGUAUUUUAAAUAUAUAUAUAUAUAGCAAAAAAGUAGGUAUACAGUUUCUAAAAAAAUUAAUUUUGUUUUGUACAUUUUUUUUCUUUUAUAAAUAUAUAUAUGAACAAUUUAAAACUAUGAUAUAUUAGUGAAAAACUUUUAAAAAGAAACUGUUGGUCACAAUGUAUAUUAUAUUAAAAAGAAAAAAAGAAAUUAUAAUCACAUCACAAUAUAGUAUUAUACAUUUUAUCGGAUAUUUUUUUUGUGUCAAGGAUGUGAAAGAUACACAGUAAAUGACUUUGGUAUAAAAAUUUUUCUUAGAAAAAAAAUUAUAUAUCGUAUUUACAAAUUUGUUAGUCUAUUUUUAAUUAUAAAAUAUAUAAAGUACAUGUGCGAAUGUAUAUUUUAUUCGUACUUUAUAAUUUAUUUAAAUUAAAUUAAAAAUAUGAUGUCAUAAAAUGUUAAAAUUGCACAAAAUGAUAAAUAUUUGGUUUUAUUUUAAAUAAUCUUACUUAAUUUCACUAGAUUAAAAUGAAAUUAAUAAUUUUAAUUUCACAAGAUUAAAUUUUCCAGUUUCUAUUAUUAUUUCCAUAUUUUUAAUAGAAAUUACGUAUUGUUUUUAUAAAUCUAUAUUCAUAAUGAUAUAAAAUAAAGGUCUUCCACUGCCAUAUUUUUUUUAUAUUUAUUGCUUUCAUUUAUUACUUUCAUAAAAAGAAUAAAUUCAAUAUGUACUACUAUUUUGUUAACACUUCUUAAAAUACACUUGUAAAAUAUAAUAAACAAGAUUAAAAAUAGAAUAAAAUUAAUUUUUAAUUAUUAUAUAUAUGAUUUGAUUUUGUGCAAUUUUACAUUAUUACUUUAAAUUUUAAAAAUGCUUAAUCAUUUUUUAUUAAUAUAUUGAUUAACUUUUUAUUUUUAAUUUUUUUUUAUUUAUAUAUUAUACCAAAAUUAUUUACUGCUGAUAAUUGUUCGCUCCUGUGAUUAUUAUUAUAUAUAUAAAGAGACAUUAAAAUAUCUUGGAAAAAAUAGAGGAUUAUGAAGAUUUAAUAUAAAAAUUAAGAUAAUCUAAAAGGAAUUUAGAAUAAGGAUACACACGAAAAUGAAAUUACCAAAAUGUUAUAUAAAAAUUUUUCAAAAAUAAUUAAUAAUUUUUCUUAAAUUCAAACAUGCCAGAUAUGUAUACUAUACUAUGCAGAGUGAGACAUUUUGAUUCUUAUAAAUUUCGAUUAAGAUAAUUAAAUUGAAUUAAUUAAAUUAAAAUAAAUUUUAUGUUGAACAAUGUGAAUUGUUCUUAUUUCUAAAAAUAUAAUAUUUAUCUUUUAUUUAGAUUAAAGAAAAUCAUCAUACAUCUAUAACAGAUAUCUACAACAAAAAAAAUUAUAUUAUUUUGUUUUCCUGAAUUUAUUAUAAUGAAAUUAAAUUAUCUCUGCAUCUAAUAUUCUUCUUUCACAAUAUCACCUUUCAUUAUGUUUAUUUUAAGAGAGCAUAUAUUUUAUUAAUAUUAUUUCAAUAUUGCAAAUAUUGUAAUCAGUAUCUUCAUACACAUCAUAUAGAUAUCUAUUUAUUACAUAAUUAAUUAAAAAUCAAUUAUUUAUAAUAUAAUAACGCUUAAUAAGAAUUUUAAUAAUUAAAUAAUUCAGAUUAUUUUUUGUAACAAUUAAAAUAUCUAAUUAAACAAGUGAUUUAUAUAAUUCAAAAAAGAAAAAGAUAUAACAUUAUAAGUAGAUUUUAACUAACAUAACUUAAUGAUAUAUGUAUAUUUUUUUAAUAAAGAAUGCAAUAAUUAGGAAAACACAUCUGUAGAUUUUAACUAUUAAAAUUUUAAUUUUAUAAAUUCUAAUUACUUUAUCACAUAUUUAGUUAUAAAUAUAGAAAAUGAAUAGUUUUAUUUUACUUGAAUAGUUUUUUUUUCUAAAUAGUAUAAAAAUAUAAAUAAAUUUAAAUUUCAUGAUUUUUUGCAUGACUUAUAUUUUUAUAUUAACUUUAUAAUUAUACUUAUUUACCGAAUAUUAAAAUGUAAUUAUAAUAAUUCAGUAAAUUUAAAUUAUUUUUAAUAUGAUUAAUUGUUGAACAGUAGUUAUUUUAACGAAUAUAAUUCCAAAUACAAUUUUAUAAUUAAAUGUAUAAAUAACAAUAUUUUAUUCGUAAAUAAUUUUUUUUAUCAUAAGAAAAUGCAUAUUACUUUAGUAUCUAUUAUAAUAAUAUGUUAAUAAUUAUUAUAAAUUAUAAAUUAUAUAUAUAUAUAUAUCUUAUCGUUAUUUUAUUCUAUUAUUCAAAUUAUUCAAAUUGCUUUUUUUUUAAUAAACUUGAAUGAUUUAACAAAUUUUAUUACUAUUUAUAAUUAUAAAUAUUAUAUAUAAAUAUACUUAUAUUCUUAAUAAUUAAUAAAGUAUUAUUUUAAAAAUAUAUAUUUAUUUGCAAAAAAAUGAAACAUAUCAAUAAAAAUUUUGAAAACCAAAAUUUCUUACAUAUGAAAAUAAAAUGUACAAUGUAUACUUAAAUAUGUUUGCAUAUUAAAAUAAAAUAAAAAUAUAUCUCCAGGUUAAUAUUUUAUGUAAAAUAAAAGCAGAUUUUACGUGUUUAUAUAACUGGUAUUAAUUAUUUUUAUUCAAUAUAUUCAAUUAUAAAUUAAAAUUUUUAAUUAUCAUUUUAUAUUUAAUAUAAUAAUAAAAUAUAACAAUAUAUAACAAUAUAUAAAUGCUAGUUUUAUAAAGAGAAAUAAGAUAUAAUAAUUUAAUAAGCAUUAUUAAAAAUAUAAUUUUAUUGCUUACAUUUUAAGUGCCUCGCCCUGUAUACUAAGUGUAUAUAUAUUUAUGCAUGUAAAUAAUUUAAAAAGAAUAUUGUACUUCAUUAAGUGUUUCAUUUUAAACAUUGUAACUAUUUUGUAAGGUAAUAUUAUUACUUUAUAUUAUUAUUAUUAUUAUUAUUCAAAUUAAUAGCAUUAUUUUCGUUGCAAUUUUGUUGUUGAAACAAAAUUUAAUCAGAGAUAAAAAUUAUUACUUAUUAUUUUUCAUAUUGCAAUUAUUUAUAUUUUAUCUAUAAUUAAUUUUUUAUUAUUCGAUUAAUAUUUUGUUUUACAACAAAAAUUCUUUUUCGUGUGUUAGAAAAUGUUCCAUACGGCAGUUCCAAGAGUUAAAAAAAAAGUAUAUUAAACAAUGAUGGCUUUUGCUGCAAAUAAAGACUAUGAAAAUAAAAUUAUAGAACUAUGUUAUUUAAAUAUUCUAUUGUUAGCGCUCAAAGUGAAAAGAAAAUGCUUGUUAUCAUUUAUAAUAUAUAUAUAUGUAUAUGUAUAUAUGAGAGGAAUUUUACAAUGUAUGCCUUGUUGUUCAAAACUCAGUUUUCUAUCGUGCUAAAAUUAUCUUUGGUCGAAAAACGAGUUUGUAUACUGAUGUAAUUAUUAAUCUGAAUUAAUAACAUUCGAAAAGUAUUUGAUGAUAGAUUAAAAUAUUAAUUGUAUAAUCAGAAUGCAGAUAUUGUGUAAAAGUAAAUUUUGUUUUUGAUAAAGUGAUCAAAUAAUUAGUUAUAUAAUCGAAACUAAAAUGAAAGUUUUGUGUAGUACGCUUUGUUUACAACAAAAAAUAUAAAUAAGUAAAUCAAAUACAAAUAAAUAGAAGUGAAUUAAUUUCUUCGAUUAUUGAAUAUUGAAUGAAUGACUGAUAAAUCAAUUUAAACAAUUCCUUUCAUUUUUAUAACGAUAUUGUAGCGAUAUUUAAUAAUAAUACUAAUAAUUUAUUAACACUUAUUUUAAAUUGUUAUUUGAAAUGUUAUUAUUUAUGACAAUAUCUUAGUAGGAUUUUUAUAAAUUUUAACUUAUAUUAAUAUUAACUUACUUUUCCUAGAGUCUAAAUAUUAUCAUUUAUCCAACAUGCAUAUACUGUAUAAAUAAAUUUUAAUAAUAUAAUUUUAAAUCGUGCGUUGUUAACUCAUGUUAUUCAAGUAAUAUUGAAUAUUUGAGUUUUUAAGAAUUAUGAAUAAAAUAUCUUAAAAAUGGAA
Messenger RNA from Apis cerana (Asiatic honeybee), 7945 nucleotides. Its product is annotated as protein kinase C iota type. Gene Ontology annotation, biological process: establishment or maintenance of cell polarity; protein phosphorylation. NCBI's taxonomy places the organism in Eukaryota, Metazoa, Arthropoda, Insecta, Hymenoptera, Apidae. The record is from RefSeq and is a predicted model, not a curated record. Gene Ontology annotation, molecular function: protein serine/threonine kinase activity; ATP binding.